This is a messenger RNA of Pyrus x bretschneideri (Chinese white pear), 2338 nucleotides long. Its product is annotated as endoglucanase 9-like. Lineage: Eukaryota; Viridiplantae; Streptophyta; Magnoliopsida; Rosales; Rosaceae. The coding region runs from base 51 to 1538 and encodes 495 amino acids. The transcript is spliced from 6 exons. Gene Ontology annotation, molecular function: hydrolase activity, hydrolyzing O-glycosyl compounds. The record is from RefSeq and is a predicted model, not a curated record. Gene Ontology annotation, biological process: carbohydrate metabolic process.
ACUCAUUGUGUGCUUAAUUUUUACAUUUGGGAAAAAAAAAUUAAGUUCCAAUGGCAAAGAGAUUACCACUAACCCUCUUCAUCUCCGUCUUUGUAAUAUUGGGCAGUAGUAUUAGUAGUAGUGUCCAAAUCCAAGCUGCAGGCAACCCUAAUUACAGAGAGGCCCUGGCAAAGUCCAUACUCUUCUUUCAGGGACAAAGGUCAGGGAGACUCCCAGCCGGUGCUGCCCAACAAAUCACAUGGAGGUUCAAUUCUGGGCUUUCCGAUGGUCGUCUGGCAAAUGUGGACUUAACUGGAGGAUACUAUGACGCUGGAGACAAUGUCAAGUUCAACUUCCCAAUGGCAUUCACCACCACAAUGCUGUCAUGGGGAGCACUUGAAUAUGGCAAGCGCAUUGGCCCCCAGUUACCAGAAACCCGGGCAGCGAUACGGUGGGCCACGGAUUAUCUUCUAAAGUGUGCUAGGCAAACGCCCGGUAAACUCUAUGUUGGGGUCGGUGACCCAAACAUGGACCAUAAAUGUUGGGAGAGGCCAGAAGACAUGGACACGCUCAGAACCGUGUACUCAGUCUCACCAAGCAACCCGGGCUCGGACGUUGCUGGAGAGACAGCCGCUGCAUUAGCGGCUGCUUCUUUAGUUUUUCAGAAGGUUGAUCCGAAAUACUCAAAGUUGCUGUUGAACACGGCCAAGAAUGUGAUGCAGUUUGCAAUUCAGUACCGAGGGGCAUACAGUGAUUCACUUGGAUCUGCAGUCUGCCCAUUUUAUUGCUCAUAUUCUGGAUAUAAGGAUGAGCUACUGUGGGGAGCUGCAUGGCUUUUUAGAGCAAGUAAUGAACUUUAUUAUUACAAUUUUAUGAAAUCCUUGGGAGCUAGUGAUUCAACAGACAUUUUCAGCUGGGACAACAAAUUUGCUGGUGCUUAUGUUUUAUUAUCAAGGAGGGCACUAUUGAACAACGACAAAAACUUUGAGCCAUAUAAACAACAAGCGGAGCAAUUUAUGUGUCGGAUUUUGCCUAACUCACCCUCUUCAAGUACUCAAUAUACACAAGGAGGGCUCAUAUAUAAGCUGCCUGGAAGUAACCUCCAAUAUGUGACCUCAAUAACAUUCUUGCUUACUACCUAUUCCAAGUACAUGGCUGUCAGAAAGCUCACAUUCAACUGUGGUACCCUCGUCGUCACUCCAAAGACCUUAAGAAACCUUGCAAAACAACAGGUGGACUACAUAUUAGGGGUAAACCCUCUGAAGAUGUCCUACAUGGUAGGGUAUGGACCCUACUAUCCCAAGAGAAUUCACCACAGGGGAUCCUCGUUGCCUUCAUUGGCAAGCCAUCCUCAGACCAUAGGUUGUGAUGGUGGUUUCCAACCAUUCUUUUAUUCGUUAAACCCAAACCCUAACAUCUUAGUUGGAGCCGUUGUUGGAGGUCCAAACCAGAACGAUGGGUUCCCAGAUGACCGCAGUGAUUACAGUCACUCGGAGCCUGCAACUUACAUAAAUGGCGCUAUUGUAGGACCCUUGGCAUACUUUGCAGGGGGAUUAUAAAGUUGAUUGGAGACCUCAUUAAUCAGGGGUUUUAUAUUAAUUGUAAACAACUAUCUAUUGUCCCCAAAGGGGUAUAUAUAUGUGUGUGUGUGUCUCACCACGAAAUGGAAGGGAUGUUUCAGUGUUUUCCACUUUCUUAGUUUGAUGUGGUAAUUGGAUGAUGAUCUUAGUUGAAAAAUUUGAUGAUGAUCUUAGGCUCACAAUGAGCAGCAGCUUAUAAGAUUUAAGCAUUUGAAUUUUCAUGCGUAAGACUCAGUGUCAAAGAGUUUCUCUUUCUUUCUCUGUUUUUUUUUCUUUUCUCCUCUAUAUGGUUCCCGUUUAUCUCAAAAUCUAACUAUAUGUUAUGAACUAGCUAGCUACGAGUGGAAUUUGUCAUUCUGAUGGCUGUCCUAGGUAACAAUCAUUUCAAUCUUCACACCACAGGCUACCUCAAUGUGUGGAGAAUAAGAGGUUACAUAUCCUUUAGAAACUUUUGGAGAACUUGUUCAACUAUCAAAGAAGAUGAAAGGAAGAAGUUUUGUAAUAGGACACAAUUUACUUUAAUGUGAAUGAAUAAAUAACAGAUGAGGCUUUAAAAUCCCCCACUUCAUAUUCAAUAUUAAGUUGAAAGCGAAUAUGUGUUUUGAACACUUCUUCGUGAUUUUCCACCAUAGUAGGCUGCAAUCGUUUGUGAAUUGGACUUUCCAAAUAUAUUGAAAGUAUAUACCACUACUAAGAAAAGCAGACACUAGUACACCACUACCGAGAGAAGCAUUGCAUUCUUUUAGAAUUGGACUUCUUGUUAUUUUACUCUUUGGAUG